Seriola dumerili (greater amberjack) is the source of this 5106-nucleotide messenger RNA. RefSeq names its product large tumor suppressor kinase 1 (gene lats1). Lineage: Eukaryota; Metazoa; Chordata; Actinopteri; Carangiformes; Carangidae. The coding region runs from base 249 to 3563 and encodes 1104 amino acids. Gene Ontology annotation, molecular function: ATP binding; protein serine/threonine kinase activity. The record is from RefSeq and is a predicted model, not a curated record. Gene Ontology annotation, biological process: G1/S transition of mitotic cell cycle; hippo signaling; peptidyl-serine phosphorylation. The transcript has 8 exons.
UUCAACACGACUGGGAACCAACCAGCUCGACACUACAAGGACAUUUUAAGUCAAAAUCGUGUCCUUGUCGCUGAGAAAAGUCGAGGAAACGUCGUUUGUCGUCAAAAUAGGACAAGUGUCGAGGGAAGCGGCAGCUACAGACACUGCAGCAUGCAGAUGUGAAGUCAGAUUCCUGCUACCCUUUGCUGCAACCCUGGACUGAGUGACAUCUUCUUCAUCCCCUUCAUAGUCAUCAUACAUGCUCUUACAUGAAGAGAGGGGAGAAACCCGAAGGAUACAGACAGAUGAGGCCCAAAACAUUCCCCGCCAGCAACUACAGUGGCAACAGCCAGCAAAUGCUGCAGGAAAUAAGGAACAGCCUGCGCAACCUGCCGAAACCCUCUGACCUACCUAAAGUGGACAUAGGUGGAGCUGGAAAAAUGCUUCCUGAGGAUCCAAGGCAGCAAGGACGCUGCAGCAACCCCAAAAACCCCUAUCAUAAGGCCUUACAGGAGAUCCGGAAAUCCCUGAUGCCUUUUGCCAACGAGCCCAACACUUCAGGCCCUGAGGUGAACAAGCACAUGUCACUGGAACCCCCAUUUGUAGGUUUCGAGGAGCCAAGCAACAGUCGCAAUGUGGGGGUGGCUAUAGACUACAGUGGUAAGUUGACCUACCAGGACUCAAUGAGGGAACAGAUGGCUGUUGCCAACCCCAACACUACAGGCCUGAAAGCCCCAGGUGCUUCCCAUAUGCAACAGUCUGUGCCGAGGAGACCAAGCUGGAAAGGCUCUAAGGAGUCUCUGGCUCCUCGACAUGGUCCCAUCAUGGUAGAUGGAAUAAUGUACCGCUCUGACAGCCCCGGACCACCUCCUGCCUUCUCACAAGGUCACCCUGGGAACAGCCAGAGAGUCAACCCUCCACUGCCGCCUCAGGUACGCAGUGUGACACCUCCACCAAACCGCGGUGCCAUGCCUCCUGCAACGUCCUGGGACAGCAACCCAUCAACCAAGCGCUACUCUGGCAACAUGGAUUACCUUGUGCCACGCAUCUCUCCGAUACCGCAGGGGGCCUGGCCUGAUGGAUACCCAGCUGCAGCACCUCAGAAUCAGCGUGGGAUCAGCCCAGUGUCUGUGGGCCACCAGCCCAUCAUAAUGCAAAGCUCUGGAGGGAGUAAGUUCACCUUCCCCUCCAGCUGGUCUCAGAAUGGCUCCCCUCAGACAGACUACAUGGCGGGGGGCAGCCGACAACCUCCUCCCCCAUACCCAGUGAACCAGAGCAGCCGGCACAGUCCCACUGAUCAGCAGAUGCAGGCAGGAGGACCUGUACCCUCUCCCUCUUACGUCAACGGUGGGAACAUCCCUCAGUCCAUGAUGGUACCCAACCGGAAUAGUCACAACCUUGACAUGUGUAACAUAGGUCCUCCUCAGUCCUGGUCCCAACCCCCUCUGGCCCCUAACCAGCCACAGUCCGCCUCUGGCAACAGCAGCAACCAGGAUCUGUCCCCGUCAUGGCAGCACAACAUCCCAGUUCGCUCUAACUCCUUCAACAACCACCAGCUGAAUGGCAGAGCGGCCCACCCAGCCAGCUCCCAGCCCUCAGCCACCACAGUCACUGCCAUCACCCAAGCUCCCAUCCUGCAGCCAGUCAAAAGCAUGCGUGUUCACAAACCUGAGUUACACACGGCAGUUGCGCCCACACACCCUCCGUGGCUGCAGCAGGCUCCACCCCCUCAAGCUGCACCUUCCUACCCAGAACCCUCAGCUCCUGUUCCUCAGAUCCCUGUAGUAGCAGAGGUACCCAGCUACCAGGGUCCCCCUCCGCCCUACCCUAAGCACCUCCUCCAGCAGACAUCUGCACCCUGUCCCCCGGCAUACGAUCCAGGCGCCAAUAAGAUCAGCUGUGGCAGAGAUGAGCCCAUGGAGGAGGAAGUCGGCGGCGGUGACAACUCCAGAGACAAGACGGCAGAAAACCCCAAAGGCACCGCAGCGACAGAGAAGGAGAAAAAGCAGAUCACGACAUCGCCCGUUCCUGUCCGCCGUAACAAGAAAGAUGAGGAGCGGAGGGGGGAGUCUGGCAGAGUCGCACUGUACUCCCCUCAGGCCUUCAAGUUCUUCAUGGAGCAACAUGUGGAGAACAUCCUAAAGAACCACCAGCAGCGGAUCAGGAGGAGGAAGCAGCUGGAAAGUGAGAUGCAAAGGGUGGGUCUGUCUUCAGAAGCCCAGGAGCAGAUGCGUAUGAUGCUCUGUCAGAAGGAGUCCAACUACAUCCGGCUAAAGCGAGCCAAGAUGGAUAAAUCCAUGUUCAAACGAAUCAAGACCCUCGGCAUUGGCGCUUUCGGUGAGGUGUGUUUGGCCAGAAAAGAGGAUACGGGAGCGCUGUACGCCAUGAAAACGCUCCGGAAGAAGGACGUGCUGCUGAGGAACCAGGUGGCCCACGUCAAGGCUGAGAGGGACAUCCUGGCUGAGGCCGACAACGAGUGGGUGGUGCGUCUCUACUACUCUUUCCAAGACAAGGACAACUUGUACUUCGUCAUGGAGUACAUCCCUGGAGGGGACAUGAUGAGCCUUCUCAUCCGGCUCGGCAUCUUCAAAGAGGAGUUGGCUCAGUUUUACAUAGCGGAGCUCACCUGCGCCGUGGAGAGCGUCCACAAGAUGGGCUUCAUCCACCGCGACAUCAAGCCUGAUAACAUCCUCAUAGACCGAGACGGACACAUAAAGCUGACCGACUUUGGCCUUUGUACUGGCUUCCGCUGGACACAUGACUCCAAGUAUUACCAGAGUGGGGACCAUGUGAGGCAGGACAGCAUGGACUUCAGUAAGGAAUGGGAAGACCCAGCGAACUGCCGCUGCACAGACCGCCUGAAGCCUCUGGAGAGGAGGAAGGCCCGGCAGCACCAGCGCUGUCUGGCUCAUUCACUGGUCGGGACGCCCAACUACAUAGCACCAGAAGUGCUGCUCCGAACAGGAUACACGCAGCUCUGUGAUUGGUGGAGCGUCGGUGUCAUCCUGUAUGAAAUGGUCGUUGGACAGCCUCCCUUCUUAGCAACUACUCCCCUGGAGACGCAGCUGAAGGUGAUAAACUGGAAGAGCACGCUGCAUAUUCCCCCGCCAGCCAAGCUCAGCCCAGAGGCGUCGGAUCUCAUCGUUAAACUGUGCCGAGGCCCGGAGGAUCGCCUCGGUAAGAACGGUACGGACGAAAUCAAAGCUCAUUCUUUCUUCAAGACCAUCGACUUCUCCAGCGACCUGAGACAGCAGGUGGCGCCCUACAUCCCCACCAUCGCCCACUCCACAGACACCUCCAACUUCGACCCCGUGGACCCGGACAAGCUGUGGAGCAGCGACAGCGACGGCGAGGACAACCACAAUGACACCCUCAACGGCUGGUUCCGCAACGGCAAACACCCGGAGCACGCCUUCUACGAGUUCACCUUCCGCCGCUUCUUUGAUGACAACGGCCACCCGUACAGCUGCCCCAAACCCAUCGAGUAUGAGGGCUACAACGAGGACGAGGCGGACUCAGAGGACCCGGUGCAGGAGGCGGCCGGUAGCUCUGCAACACAGGGCCGAGACCUGGUCUACGUGUAGCACCUGGGGCCGCCUGAGCUGCUUGUACAUGAAGAGUUUGUGGAGGGUGUUUGUGUGUGUGAAGGGGGUUGCAACGGUACAGCAUUUAAAACCUUAAACAUAGGAAUAAGUAUGUUUGUAGGAUGAGUCAGAACGCUCUGCAGAACAAGAUCACAUCAACACACGACACGUUGGAGGAAUGGUUUCGACACUUUGGGGAAAAAACACACUGCUUAGCUUUCUUGUCGAGAGAUAAAUGAGAAAAUUGGUACUCUUUCAUACUUGUACAGUAUAUAUGAAGCUACAGCUAGCAGCUGGUUAGCUUAGCAUAAAGACUGGAAACACUAUCUUUAAAGCACACACUAAUUAACUAAUUACAUCUAGACCUGCAAAAAAGGAUUAUUUCCCUUAUCGAUAAAUCUCUUUGUCUAUAUAAUGUCACAAAUGAAUACAAAUUUUAAAAGUGGCAGUUAUAAUUUUUAUCAUGGCUCAGUGAUGUAUUCAGAAGUCUAACUUCUCUCCAAAACACUACAGAUAUUCAGUUUCAUGUCCAUACGACAUAAAGGCAUCAACUCCUCAUAUUUGAGAAGUUGGAACCAGGAGAUUUUACACUUUAAAAAUAAGAGAAAUAGUCACUUAAUUAUCAAAAUCAAUCAAUUUUCUGUCAAUGGACUGCAAAAUUGCAGCUCUGGUUAUAGCUCAUGCUUUAACACUGAACACUAGGAGGGGGCUUUGUUACCGUACUCCAGAUGCCAUCCAGCUGAACGGUCACUCAACCUUGACAAACUGCAUCUGAAAGCACUAGGCCUCAUGUUUCUGUCCUAAUAUCACUGCAACAACAGCUGCUUAUUUCGUAACACAAAACGGUACCAGAAAAUACAAAAUAGGUGAUUAUUUUUGACACAGAACAAUAACCGUAUUAUUUUGGCUUGUGCACUAAAUGUCUCCCUGGAGUGUCAGAGCUGCAGCCUCACAACAAGACUGGUAUCCAUCAUCUUGUCUGACCUUUGGCGAGAAAGGAAACAAGUGUUUUCCCAAGAUGUUGAAGUGUUCCUUUAAUUGUGAGAGGUACACUGUGUGAUGUGUGUUGCCUGAAAACCUUCAAAGGAACCGAAAGCAGGAAAAAAAUAAAAAUAAAUAAAAAUCAGGGUGCUCUCUUUGACGACUUCUGGCGUACCCCCUUAAAGCCUUAAUUUAUUUAAGAAAGUUGUAACUGCUAGUGUAGACGCUGUUUGUACGUGGGAAUUCUUGUUAAAUUACAUUUAUUGGUAAAAAAAAAAAAAAAAAAUUGUCUUAAUUUAUAUUUUAAUGUCUGUUGCAAUGGGGGAUUUAGUGUUCAUAGAAAUUUGCAGGGAUAAAUUGCUCUAAUUAUUCAUUGCUGUGCCUUUUUUAUUCCUUUUUUUUUUGUUACCUUUCACCAAAUAUAAAGAGGGUUAAUAAUCAGACUGGCAUUUUAAAAUGAGAGUAGCAGUAGUGUGAUUGAACUACAGUAGGUUUUUGUUUUAUUUUUCUAAUUUAUACCUAAAAUGUAUUUAUAAAUUAAGUUGUACACAGUUGAUGUAAA